AGCUAGUAGUAGUGAGAUCUGUCUCUGUGUCCUCUAUUCGUAAUAUUCCUCGAGUAAAUGAGUGUUAAAGAAAUUUUAAGAAAAUCGCAAACAGAACUAAAAAAGACUUUUCUCCGGUUGGACGAAACUAGGACGGUUUGCUGUAGUAUCACAGAUUAACUUUUGGAUCAGAGGGCCUAAGGUUCACCCGGCCGGGUUGGUCGUAGGUCCUCCGUACCUAGGAAAAUACUUCUUGACCCCUAUCGAGGUGCAACGUAUAAGACAGCAGCAUAUCACUGCAUGUUUUUCGUCCUACGUGUCGCGAAGAGAAUCGAUGUCAUCUAUUUCCUCAAUUGCGCGAAGCAUUAAGACUUAAGGUCCUAGCGAAGAGUCUGGUUGCAGUGUUGAUAGAUGCUAGCAGCCAUAGGAUCAUGUUAGCACUUGAUCUUGCGCGUUCCCUGUUCUGGAGAACGCCUUAUCUGGUUCUCGUCUUCGGGAGCUGUUGGAAGCUUCGCGUUGCUGCAUCGCCAUAUACAAGGAAGGACCCAGCUAAAUAUGAUCAGGCGUGGGCCACGGAAACCAAGCAUGAUGGGUCCCGGUCCGCUACGGACUGCUGGUGCGACUCGCGGUAUGCAGCGUGCACGAAUCCCCCGGCCCCUCAUGGUCUGGGAUGACCGAAAUAAAGUACCAUCACGCACUCCUUCCGUCGUUGCGUUUCAAUACUGCGUGGCGUUCGUGACAAAUCACGGAUGGAGCUGGCGAAGAGUACUAGUCAAAUAAGCAAUAAAAAGCAGUGACAUGUUGGUGAGCUGGAUGUUGUCUUGCGGAGGCUAACACUAAGCUUAACUAGAUUCCUGGCACUGAUCGUCCUGUUUGUGCUCACGAUGUUCUUCGAACACUGAAUAAAGUAAGAGGGGCUGGGAGAUUUGUGCAAUAUAAUACGCAUGAAGGAUAUGAGGGCGUCAGAUACUACAUCGCAAAAAAACUGCAACUUUCCCAGUUACGCAAAACCCGAAGCGUCCAGGGUAAAGCCAGCUCGACCGUGCUGAUUUCGGCUAUAGCUAUACUGGACCGUCAGCCCAAUUAUACCUUUUGCAAUGAAAACUUGCGGACAGAGUUUCUUUUCGCAACUGGCAUCUACUUGCAGCCCCCUGCAAAAGAGGUCUCUCCAAGCAGUUGUGGAAAAUGCGUGACCUUUUUGUCGCGAUUCUCAACUACCUAGUACCCUGCGAAAGGAGACGACCACACAGAACAGCGAUCGGCACAGAAGCCGAGGCUUCCACGCACGCCAAAGGGUAGUUGCAGCCUGAACCCCUACGCAUACCCCUGCUUGCGCAAUUCAAUGGCAAGCUUUGCGCUGCCAUUUAGAAUUGCAUUCAGGAAGUUGGUCAAGUUUUUUUGCAAAUAAGUGUCUGACGCUCUCAUAAAGAAACGCGCACGUUUUGGAAUACCAUGUUGCUGCAAAUCAAGGCCGGCGUGUAUCACACUGAAAAGCCUUCCACGCCAGGAAUAAAGAUAACCUGAGCGAGAAAAUGCAAAUCUUCCGUUUAGAAGUAUGCGAUGAACGAUAUUCGUACUCAAUAGAAACUUUAAAUGUACUUUUACACGUAGCAGAUAAGUGGCAAUUCAAAUAGGUGUUUCGGGCCGUUAUUUUGUCAUUCAAUGGCGGUCUCGACGUAAUUUUGAUUUCGUGGCUGGGGCGCUUUUCAUUGUGAUGACAUGGAGUAUCAAAUGCAAAAGUGUCUGGGUCUGGAACAUUCUGACACUUUCUAUGCACGUUUUGCAUGAGCCCUGAUGUCUGUGAUGCAUGCCCUAGCAUCACAGAUUUUUCAGAGCUUCUUGAUGCCUAUUCCGCAUGACAAUUGCCCUCUCCGCGUAGCAAAAACUGCACUCCUUUUGGUACUUAUGCGAUACAGAUUUUUCUGGAAUCCAAAUGCAGCAUGACAAGUUGCUUUUUUCCAGACCCAGACAUUUUUACAUUUGAUAUGGAGCACGAAGAAGCAAAUCCCCAUUGGGUGCACGGCGUCUGCGCCAAGGCCUAUCCUUACAUAUUCAAAAUGGUCUCUCUACGCACUCCAAACCAGUGUGUCUGCGGCUGGAAGAUUUGUAGUUUGCGAUACGCUUCCGCAUGAUAUCACAUCUAACAAUUUGCUCUUGCGCAACUAGAAGCUAUGCGCGUUGGGGCUUCCCUUCUAGCUUCGACCGAUCAAAAUUCGUUCCAUCACCUUGCCUGGAGCGCUUCUUGUAGAAUCUCAAUUGAUUCUAAAAAAGGCGCACGGAGUUCUGCUCCUCCCGCGCUUCUCUCGUGGCGGAGCCACUAUAAUGCGAAAUAGGAAUAGGAAUAAGCGUCCGCGAAAACAAAGGUGGUCACGAUGGAUACAACUUAAUGAUAAAAAAUCAGGGCCAGACCAAUGCUGGCCGAAAGUUUUCCAGAUUCUGUCCGUCUGACCCCGUAACAUUAUGGGCCGGGCGUCUGCGGAAGGGUGGGGGGCGCGAAAAACAUGGCGUCUGGGCGGGUUGCGUUUGUUUCAUAUAUAGAGCGACACGAUAGGAAUAAAGAAAAACUGACACACCGUCAGCGAUUAUUAUCAUUUGUAGAUCCAGGCUCAGACAUACACAUAUUUGCAGCUGUUGAUAGGAUUACGAUGACACUGACUCCUUUGUGUUGAACACAGACUGCAGCGCUGGGCUAUUGUCGAUGUUGGUGACGUGCGCGCGCUCCACCGCCCUUGCGGGCCGUGCGGAACCCGAGGUCGAGCGAUGGGCUGAGAUGCCGCGAGUAGUUAAAGACGAAGGCCCGAGCGUGGACGAUGUUCUCCAGCCAAUGGAUUACCGGACCUGCCGCCAACUCUGCGAAGAGAACCCGGACUGCAAGUCGGUCGCUCACGGGCCAUACGGGUAAUUGUGCAGUGGUAGGAUAUACUUUUCCCUAUGUUCCUCUUGCCUCACAGUAAUACAAAUACACUUGUUCUUGCUUGCGCUGAAGGUUGUCUUGUAGUUACUUGGAAGGCAUGUAUCUAUUAACUUACGCUUACCACAUCGAAGGUGUCACCUGAAACAGCGGUGUGUGAAUGAGCACACAGAAUUAGCAGAUGCUUCCCUUUUUCAAGACGUCCCCGACUCCGAGCUUUACAAAACGCACUACCUUGCAGACACAGACCGGUGUCCUCACGCACAGGAAUCGGCGCAACAAGAGAAAUAUGCAUUGCGAAUAUGUCUGAGUCUGACUCUGAAAGAGUGCAUUUUCGUGAUGCGUCACUAUCAAAAUCAAAAUUUGCACGAGCAGCGGAAGCUGCGCAGUUUUCGUCAUACGCAGGGGAAAUUUCUCAUGCAGGAUACGCAUGGAGGAAGAGAAUGAGCACAGGCCAUCUUCGAAAAAUCUGUUACGUAACGAAAGGCACGACCCUGCUAUUCCCCUCAAGAUUCAUAUAAAAACUGCAUCACAACUCGAUCAUCUUCCAGACCCAGACGUAUUUAGAUAUGAUUAAAUAGCAUCUUCAGCCGACGAAAAAACAGACAAGAAGCUCGAGGAAGAAACGUCGCUGCCAUUUGGGCUUCCAAACUUUUCCGGACGACCAAAAAAGAGGUCAUUCGACCUCGUCGGCGGGGCCGAUCGUUAUCCCUCUCUCCCGCAAGAGAAAAAGGAGGAGCUCGCAAAUCUAAUGCUGUUCGUGAUCCGCACAACGGAAUUUUGCCUACACUGUCUGGACGAUAGCGAGUGGCCGUUCACGCUCACCGAAGUGCGGGAAAACUACGCAUCUUUCCUGGAGGAUCGCUACCGCUGGACUUGGCGACCCGCCUCGCUGCUCUCGGGAAACAGAAAGAAAAAACUGCACCGCAACUUCGAAGACGCUGACAGCGAGGGCGACGAGGACACCUCCGCUGCGGGAGGGGGUCCUAACAGUGGGGUCGUGGGAGCGGUAGGGGGUCGUCACGAUGUUGAACAAGAGACGGAUCGUCCUUCGACAUCGGAGCGAGAAAACGGCUUGCGCGCCGUGGAUGUGGCGCCCGGCGUAUAUUCUUUGAAGGACGCGAAGAAGAUGGGGGACGCGGCCGUGACACAGCUGAGGCACGAGUGGGCAUUGGAGAAGUUUCGAAUUCGGUGGACCCGGGCGAUAGACAGUGAGGUGGGGUUUUGGUUUGGCCGAUUGAACCCGGACCCGGAAAUAAACACCCGGACUGACAGCCGGGCCCGUCUGCGCGAGUGGCUCAAGACUGGCGCAGCGUUAUGAAAGUAAAAGCAAAUGCCGCCCAAUGGUGCGCAAUAAGCAUACAUUUUGAGUCAGAAGUGUAUGCAUUUUCUUGCACGUUCCUGCAGUGACAUAGUAAGUUUUCUAUCUAAGGAGGUGCUGGAGUAGUACUAAGGGUUGGUUUUUUUCUGUUUGAUAGGCACCGUGGGCGUACGACGAUAUGUGUGUGUACGUGGACCUCGCCGGAAGCCGCGGGAACAGGACCAGCCUGCAUAUCCUAAACACGGGCAGUGGCCCCUUUACGCCGAAAGAGCUGCAGUGCGAUAAUCUGCGCUUUCCAGGGGAUCUUACCAAAAUUUCGAAGACGAGCGCGCUGCGAUUCUUCAGUAGCCCGGAAGAGGACCGGGACCUACCGCUCUGCUCGGGCGGCGUGGAGGAGGGGUUCGGCGGCGGCGGGAAAGAGAGGAGCUGUCGCAGGGAUUCAGAUCUGGUACUAGCUACCGACGGAAAUGAUUAUGAUCCCUUUGCCGACGAUCUGAGCGCCCCCUCUCGCGACCUGGACCGCAGCGGGUCCGGGGGCUCCUCCUGGAUGAGUAGCCUCUGGGCGUCCAUGUCGGGUGAUGCGGACGCGGGUGAUCAGCCCCAUGCCGGAGAUGGCGACCAGGUUAUUCUCGAGGGUCCGUCAGUCGCACUGCAGCAAAAAAACAAUGCAACGGACACGACUCGCGCUGGCACGAACACUACGAAAGAGGAUAGUGCUGGGGAUCACGAGGCAAGUGCACACUCGAUUAAAAGUCACGACGGGUCACGCCAUGCACACGUCAAUAGGGUCAGUUUAAAAAUACCGAUAACGUCGGCGGACGGGCUGGGGAAGUACUACCUGCAGCUCUAUGAUGGAUUCGACAUGACGCCUCCCACCAACUUGCCGGUGCAGUGUCACGUCGAGCAGCUGUCCAACUGCUUCCCCGUAAACUACUUCGACAUUAUAUGGGGUCGUCCAUGUAGGUCAAAGGGUUCAGGCACCGUAAAUUUUCGUAUACAUAGUUUCAUGAAUUUUCCGCGCGGGCGCGCCCACCGGGGCGGGAAAGUUCUUUGUGCGGGCCCGUCCAAACUACCCGGCACGCAAGGCAUUCUAGUACGAUCUUGGCAGGUACUAUGUUGCGCCGCAGCAUUGUCAUGCACAGUAGCAGCACGACACGUUGCGCAGAGGCCAAAUUAUUUCGACGAAGCAAGGCGCGAAUUGUCGAGUGUUGGCGCCAUUGCGCGCUAUGGCGCGUUUCUGCAAGCCCGGUGCAGUUGGGAAGGAGCGCGAAAAAAUUAAGUACGAGCGAAGCCUUUUGAUCUAUUCUGACAACGCCAUAUGUGACGCACAUGAGGAAUGCACUAGAUCACACUUUUGACCCGCUGAUUGGCAUCUUGGAAAUGCUGCACAUCACGCGCCCAAAGGGGAUGGUGCUUCUGCGGCAUGCCCAGAACGAGGGAGUUCCAGGAGAGUUUCGAGUCGGGCUGCACCAAUGGGCUUUUGACGUUCAAGUCACGGAGUACUUUUUUAUGUAGUGAGGUCACCGAUAUGCGAUAGUGAGGUCACCGAAAAGUUUCUCAUCUUGAUGAGGAAGAUAAGCUUGCUAAAGGACGCCGUGUGCGCUGCUAGCUCCCUCUGCCUUCAUGAUUUCGUUGAAGUUUAUUGUUCACCAUACACUAUGUCAGUAAGUGAAGUGCAGAAGGGUGAGACUCUUCAUGGAGGGUCUUUGUUUUUCGGUGCAUAAUGGGCCGGCCGCUGACCGGUUGGCCGCCUUUAUCUGGCUGCCUGGUCGGAUGUACUAGAUCGCCAUAGGAACUAUGGAUUUUGAUUGCAAUGAGCAGAGACAGAGUUGCGCCUUCCUAGAAAGCCGAAGUAGAUCACCACUUUUCCGAUACUACAGGUAUAUCACGCGUCCGGUUGUGGGAUUCACUUCGCCACAGCGCGUUGGCCGAGGCCACUUUAUAAUAUGGAACCCGGAGCUUCGGCUCGACGUCACAGAAUACUUGCUCAAGCAAAAUCUUGUCGCGGAGAUUGUUGCCGACCUUGUGCUAUGAAUCACAAAAGUUUCGCAGCUGUUACCCAACGAACUCAUAAGUUAAUAAUCUCAAAACCCCUGCUUCUGCUGGUCCCGACCCAGGUACUCAAAACCUCUGGGGAAUUGUGCGCAGGAUUAUUGCUGCAGGGAUAUUUGCAUUUCCCAACGGGCUGCUUUGCUUGGGAAGGUACUUACCUCACCAGCAAGCUUGCUGAGGAAGCAGAGGCCCGGGCUUCAUAUGCCCAGCUGGCUAUGUAGCGAAGUUUCCACCUAAGCCUGAAGAAAAAGAGGCUAUGUCUGCCGAUAAAUGGUUGCGUGCACGAUUAUGAAAAUGAAUUACAACUUGUAUGAUUGAAGCAGCUUCCACUUCCUGCAGUCUAAUCUCUGUAUACCUUGUUCUACCUUGUUACAAAUGCGAGGCUUUUGCAUUUGACAGCUGCCCCAUCCGUCUGGCACCGCAAAACCAGAAGAGAAAUUCGUCUGGGUGGACAUCGUAAAAUAGAAACGCUGCAUCGAGGUCGAGGCGGACAAGAUGAAAAUCCAGGUGCAGGCUCUGCACCUGCUUGCUCAACUAUUACAUAUCUGAUAUUACGAGAGAAAUUUUCUUCGAGAAGAGCUCGGCAAGCCUUUGCAUGCGUCGUAUAGGUAUAAAAGAGUCACAGCCAUCGAAGGUGAAAGCAAAAAGCGCAGGUGCUGUGCAAUACAUAGUGUCGAACUGGAACGGAGACCCAGCACAUCAGGAAUCAGAAAGUCCCGCAUUUCCCGUCGUUGAUGCGUAGUGCCGUUGUUCUGCAUCUACAGAGUUGUGGCAAUGUUGUCG
This is a messenger RNA of Amoebophrya sp. A120, 7046 nucleotides long. The record is from the annotation of a GenBank genome assembly. NCBI's taxonomy places the organism in Eukaryota, Dinophyceae, Syndiniales, Amoebophryaceae.